CAAUUCGUGCUGUCAAAUAUGGCGGAGGUCAAGGCAAAUAGUGCUCCGGGUAUUGACCACGUCGAGCUGCGCAGAGACGUCCUGUCCAGCUCUACCAAGCGCAGAAUCGCCAAGCUGCGUCACGUAGAGCAGCUCUUCCACGACAACGAGCUUCCUUCUGCCGACGCAAAAUCCAUCCUCCUCGUCCUCUUCGAUACCUACCCGCUAUACAUAGACCGCGAGUCGCGCCGAGCUGUCCAUCAAUGCCUUCGAGCCGUUGCCGCCAGCCCGCUCGCCGACGAGCUGCUGCCCGGCACGGUCAAAUUCCUCCAGAAUGAGUCCGCCAAAUCGAGCGUUGCGCCCGCCAGCUUCUUCAGCCUCUCGGAGUGGUGUUCUGUCUUGCUGCAGGAGUUUGGAGCAAAGGACAGCCUUUGGAGUAAAUACGGAAUCCAAGUCGUGACCGCGGAUGCUGCCAUCCUGGCCACCUGCCUGGGUUCGGCGAGUCGUGAGGGUUUGAAGCACUCGGCACUGGUUGUCACACGGCGAGCUCUGCGGCGUGUCUUCAAAAAUGAGGCCAUUGGCAAGGAUGCCAUCCAUAAGUCUGUGGCCACUCUGACCACCAAAGGUCCCUCUCCCACCGCCAGAAACGCUGUAUUCUUGGGCAUUAUCGCUGGUGUCUGCUCGCGGCUCCCCGCCUCUGAGCCUGUCUUGGCGGAGAAGAAGAGUGACUACUACGCAUUCUACGUGCGGGAGCUUAUUGGAUCUCGAACCGUACUACCGAAGCAUAUCACCAGUGGCCUUCAUGAUUUCUUCAGCGCAUUUACCACUCUGGAGGAUCUGCAAAAGGAAAUCAUUCCUUCAGUGGAGAAGGCAUUGUUGAGAGCGCCGGAAGUCGUUCUCAAUGAGCUCAUCGCUCCCAUGUUCCGCUCGCUUCCUCCUACCAUAGAUCUGUCGGAGGUGCUCCAGAAAAACCUUUUAAAGCCGCUUCUGUCUAGUAUUAAGUCGACAAACGCAACAAUUAGGACCGGAGCUCUUACUACAUUUGAAGCACUUGCCGCUCGGUCUGCCAAUGACGAUGUCCUGGAUAAGGUUGCGGAUGAGGUUCUCAACCCUCUUAAGCAGAACAAGGUCACGGUUGCAGAGCAAAAGUCCAUUCAUGCUCAGAUGCUAGCUUCUUUGAAGCCCUCGGAGGCUCUCGCUAAGAAAAUCCCUGCUGGUCUCGCGCCAGUGGCAUUAAAGGAACCUAAUGAGGCCGCUAUUGCCGCGGAGACCCGUGCUAUCUCGAAGCAUCUUGAACACACGCUUGUGGGCGGAGCCACUGUUGAACCUACAGUUGCAGACGCUUUCGUGAAGGGUCUCGCUGAUAAGAGGUUGUCAGUCCGCAAAGUAUGGGCUUUGCGUAUCGGCGAGCUUCUUUGGAGCCUAAGUGAUGAACAGACGCGCCAGCCAUCUGUAAUUUCCUUUGUACAAGCGUUUCUGCAGAAACUGCUGGACAUAUGGCAAGAAGUUGUCGCGAACCCUAUUCCGGCAGUCCAGAGUGGCUUGGUGACUGUAGCGUACAUUGCUACAGCAUUCGGGCUCUCGAAGUGGGCUAGUUUCGAAGAUGACAAGAUCAAUGCGGCCUUGAAGAAGGCUUCUAUUGCGAAGAACGCUUUGGUCGCUGACCCUAAGCCUUCGUUCUUGCUCAACCAUAGGGUCUACUCCAAGUUGGCUGGAGAAGAAGACCUUACAUGGGGACUCCGUGCUCUCGCAUCGGUCACUUCUAACAUUGCAGAAUCCACUGACAUGGCUGCCGUAGAGGAUGCCUGGUCACAGGCUUUCUUGUACUUCAUUACGGCGUCGGGUGUUCCUGCAAGUGUACGGCAAGAGGCAACACAAACUCUUUCCCAAGCCUACGCGCGCUACCCGGCACGGAUCGCUCACAUUAUAGUUAAUGGCCUUUGGAGAUGGCGCCGUGAUGUCGAAGUAAACGAAAAAGACGUCGCCGCGACGGUUGCCAAGACGGGGAACAAUGAGCUUUACCUUGCUUUAAGGGCCAUAUGCCUCACUCCCGCGGAAAUGAGCAAGCUCGAGGGAACUGUGGACGAUUCUGUCAUCCACACGCAACUCAUUGACCUUCUCGUUUUGGCUCGCCCAAUGAUGUUACCACGCGUGUCAUGGAUCGAUACUUGUUUGAGGACAGGCACAGACCCUGGAAGCUUGGUAGCAAAGGAACUCGACAGAUGCUUCCAAUCAAUCAUCAGUGCUACAGAGGGGACCUCAUCGAUCCACACACCAACAGUGAGGCAAGCUGCUUAUAACGCUGCGGCUGAACUUGCGUUCGUUGCUCCUGAUCAAGCAAUACCGAGGUUGGUGGAACAGGUCAAGGGGGAUCUCGACCCUCAGUUGCUUAGUGAUGUCGGUCCCACUGAAGCGGCUAUCUUCCGUACGCCUGAGGGCCAAGUUUUCCUUGACCCGCUUGCAAAGAAGCAGAACCAAGUUCCAGACAAGGGUAGCAAAGACUACGACACCUGGAAAUGGGAGCAGGAGCUUCGUGACCAACUCGCCCAGAAGAAGGGACAGACGAAGAAGCUCACCCCCGAGGAACAAGGCAAAGUCAAAGCACAGCUUGAAAAAGAAUCGAAGAUCCGCCAGCAAGUCACCGCAGUCGAAGCAAAACUUCAGCGCGGCGUGGGUAUCGUCAAAGCCCUGGCUACUGGGCCACCCACUGAGGCAAACUUGUGGCUCGGCCCUACCAUUGAUGCUCUUCUGCAAGCUAUGGAUGCUGGAGCGGGUCUGGUCAUAGCGGAAGCCCCGACUUCCACUUACAUUGCCAUCGCUGAGCGUAUCUCGACAAGACUGGGUGUUCACAGGCCCUUCUUUGGAGUUGCUACCCUUCGUGCUAUGGGCAUGCCAUUUUUGCCUGCUGGUCUUGACGAGGAGCCGCUCGGCGAUCUCGUUACGAGGUUGCUGUAUCGCCUUAGAUUCUUGUGUGAACAGCGCCCACUGGACAGCGUCUCGCUGACAUAUAUUCUACCUCUCGCUUUCUUGGUGCUUGAAAAGGGAGCUAUUGACAAGAAGGAAGAAGAAGAAAUUGACGAACAAAUCGUCCUUGCAUUGGAAUUUAUCUCAUUCCAUACCACUUCUUGUUCCGACAAGACACUGCCACGCCGCAAGCUCUUCUCCGUCCUUGUCUCGGCUAUGCAGAGAUUCACGCAGCACUUCAAGCUGAUCAGAGAUUGCUUGAUGGAUCUCUGCAGGGGCAUUGGAUCUGACCUUACCGAACAGGAAACCUUGGCUCUGGCCAAGGGAGCUAUUGUUCCGCAGGUCGCCGUCAGGACAUCCGUCCUCCAAGCCAUUGACGAAGAGGUUGAUAUCAUAGAUAUCGACUUCUCCGAGGAGAUUUGGCUUGCGUGCCAUGAUGAUGUGGAUGAGAACGUCGAGCUCGCCAAAUCCAUUUGGGAAGCGAACGCCCUUGAAUUGACCGCAGAUGCUGCUUUCAAAAUGCUUCCAUACGUCGAAUCUGUCGACAAGCAACUGCGCAGGGCUGCUGCUCGCUCCAUUGCUGAGUGUAUUAGUGUCAAGCCUGAAAUCUUUGAUGAGAUUAUUAGUCAGUUGCAAGGCACUUACAAGGAAAAGGCCAAGCCGAGGGUUCCCGAGCGGGAUGAGUACGGAAUGCCUAAGAAGAUGGAUCUGACCGACCCGUGGGAGGCCAGGAACGGCAUUGCUCUGGUUUUCCGUGAGCUUGCUAGCCAGUUCAAGGCUGAAGACCUGGAGCAGUUCAUGGCCUUCCUUAUCGAAAACGGUCCCCUUGGAGACAGGAGCGCUAGCGUCCGUGAUGAGAUGAUCGAAGCUGCUAUCGCAAUUAUUGCUGCCCGUGGUCAGCUGAAGGUCGAAGAGCUCAUGGGCGUCUUCGAGCGUACCCUUGAAGCUCCUGACCAAGGCUCCGAGACCUAUGACAAGAUCAACGAGGCUGUCAUUAUCCUUUACGGCGCGUUGGCCCGCCAUCUUAAGCCCGGCGACGACCGUAUCCCCAAGGUCGUACAACGGCUUCUUCAGACUCUGAGUACACCAUCCGAGUCUGUCCAGUAUGCGGUCGCCGAGUGCCUUCCCCCUCUGGUCCAAGUGCUGGGCGGAGAGGUCAAGGACUUUGUUCAGCAGAUCAUGGAUGAAUUGCUCCAAUCCAAGAAGUACGCUGCUCGUAGAGGUGCUGCCUACGGUUUGGCCGGUAUCGUCCGCGGAAAGGGCCUGGCUGUACUGCGCGAGUACCGCAUCAUGUCUACGUUGACCGGUGCGGCUGAAAACAAGAAGGAUACGAACCAGAGGCAGGGUGCGUUCCUUGCGUACGAGCUUCUCUCUCUCAUUCUCGGUCGCAUCUUCGAGCCGUACGUCAUUCAGAUUGUGCCGCAAUUGCUCGCUGGCUUCGGCGAUACCAGCGCAGAUGUCAGAGAAGCCUGUCUGGAUGCUGCGAAGGUCUGCUUCGGUAACUUGAGCUCUUAUGGUGUCCAACAGAUCCUUCCUACGCUUCUUGAAGGAUUGGAUGAGCAGCAAUGGCGUAGCAAGAGGGGUGCUUGUGACUCCUUGGGUGCCAUGGCCUAUUUGGCUCCGCAACAGCUGGCUCUUAGUCUGCCUGAAAUUAUUCCUCCUUUGACCACCGUCCUGAACGAUUCUCACAAGGAGGUCCGGGCUUCAGCCAAGCGGAGCUUGCAACGCUUCGGUGAAGUCAUCAGCAACCCUGAGAUCAAGAGCGUUGUCGACAUUCUCCUCAAGGCUCUCAGUGACCCUACGAAGUACACGGACGACGCUCUCGAUUCUCUCAUCAAGGUUUCGUUCGUGCACUACCUGGACGCACCGUCUUUGGCUCUCGUCGUCCGUAUUCUCGAACGUGGUUUGGGCGACAGGUCCGCGACCAAGCGCAAGGCCGCACAGAUCAUUGGCAGCUUGGCUCAUCUCACGGAGCGCAAGGAUCUUGUCGCUCAUCUGCCAAUUCUUGUUGCUGGUCUAAGGGUUGCGAUUAUCGAUCCUGUUCCUACCACUCGUGCCACCGCCUCCAAGGCACUUGGUUCGACUGUGGAGAAGCUGGGCGAGGAUGCUCUUCCCGACCUCAUUCCCAGCCUCAUGUCUACUCUCAAGUCAGACACCGGCGCUGGCGACAGAUUGGGUUCCGCCCAGGCUCUUUCCGAAGUCCUGGCGGGUCUGGGUACUUCUCGUCUGGAGGAGACUCUGCCCACCAUUCUUCAGAACGUGGCCAGCUCCAAGCCCUCCGUUCGCGAAGGUUUCAUGUCUCUGUUCAUUUUCUUGCCUGCUUGCUUCGGUAACAGCUUUGCAAACUAUCUCGCCAAGAUUAUCCCGCCAAUCCUUGCAGGUCUGGCAGAUGAUGUGGAAUCUAUCCGCGAGACCGCUCUCCGUGCCGGUCGCCUCUUGGUCAAGAACUUCGCGACCCGUGCCAUCGACCUGCUUCUUCCUGAGCUUGAGCGUGGUCUUGCCGAUGACAGCUACCGCAUUCGUCUCAGUUCCGUCGAAUUGGUCGGUGACUUGCUGUUCAACCUUACGGGUAUUUCCGGUAAGGAGCAAGAAGAGGCCGAAGAGGGCGCCAGGGAAGCAGGCCAAUCGCUACUCGAAGUUCUUGGCGAAGAUAGGCGCAAUAAGGUGCUUUCCUCGCUGUACAUCUGCCGCUGCGAUACCUCCGGCCUUGUCCGUACUGCUGCCAUCAACGUCUGGAAGGCUCUUGUGGCUAGCCCGCGUACCCUUCGCGAUCUCAUCCCGACUCUUACACAAAUCAUCAUCCGCCGCCUUGCCAGCUCCAACAUGGAACACAAGGUCAUUGCUAGCAAUUCUUUGGGAGAACUUAUCCGCAAGGCUGGUGAAGGCGUUCUCUCCACCCUCCUUCCCACGCUUGAAGAAGGAUUGCAGACGUCCACGGAUAGUGACGCCAGACAGGGUAUCUGUAUUGCCCUCCGCGAGCUCAUCUCGUCGGCUGCUCCGGAUUCUCUCGAGGAUCACGAGAAGACGCUCAUCUCUGUGGUACGCACUGCACUGGUUGAUUCUGAUGAGGAGGUUCGUGAGGCUGCUGCCGAGGCUUUCGACACACUCCAGCGCAUUCUUGGCAAGCGGGCAGUCGACCAAGUGUUGCCCUUCCUCCUCAACCUCCUUCGUUCCGAGGACGAGGCCGCAAAUGCGUUGUCUGCUCUUCUUACGCUUCUCACCGAAGAGACCAGAUCGAACAUCAUCUUGCCAAACUUGUUGCCUACGCUUAUCACCUCGCCUAUCUCUGCGUUCAAUGCUCGCGCCAUCGCUUCUCUUGCCCAGGUGGCUAGCAGGGCUAUGUCUCGCAAGCUCCCGCAUAUUCUCAACGCGCUUAUGGACAACAUUGUCACCUGCAAGGACGAUGAAUUGCGUGCAGAGCUCGACUCGUCUUUCGAUACCGUCUUGGUUUCUGUCGAUGAGUACGAUGGUCUGAACACUGCCAUGAGCGUCAUGUUGGCUCUCGCGAAGAACGAUGACCACAAGAAACGCCAGACGGCCGACAUUCACCUUGCUACCUUCUUCGCCAAGGCUCAGGUGGACAUGUCUCGCUACUACCCCGAUCUUAUCCGUGCUCUGCUUGUCGCCUUUGCUGACAGCGAUCCGGCGGUUGUCAAGGCGGCUUGGUCUGCUUUGAGUGCGUUGACCGCUCGUCUGAGGAAGGAGGAGAUGGAGUCGCUCGUUAUCUCUACGCGCCAGGUACUCCAACAGGUUGGCGUUGCUGGCUCGAACUUGCCCGGCUUCAAUCUGCCAAAGGGCAUCAACGCCAUCCUGCCGAUUUUCCUGCAAGGUUUGAUGAACGGUACGCCCGAACAGCGCACCCAGGCUGCUUUGGCGAUAUCGGACAUCAUCGAUCGCACAAGCGCAGAGGCUCUGCGUCCUUCUGUGACACAAAUCACCGGUCCUUUGAUUCGUGUCGUUUCGGAGCGUUCAGUCGACGUCAAGGCUGCCAUCUUGUACACCUUGAACAACCUGCUUGAGAAGAUUCCCACGUUCCUCAAGCCUUUCUUGCCACAGCUGCAGAGAACCUUUGCCAAGUCUUUGGCCGACACCACGAGCGAGAUUUUGCGUAUCCGUGCCGCCAAGGCUCUCGGAACUCUCAUCACGCUUACUCCCCGUAUUGAUCCUCUGAUCGCUGAGCUGGUUACUGGAUCAAAGACUUCGGAUCACGGUGUGAAGACUGCAAUGACAAAGGCUUUGUACGAGGUUGUCAGCAAGGCCGGUAAGAGCAUGAACGAGGCUUCGAGAAACGCCAUUCUAGGCCUGAUUGAUGCCGAUGUGUCUGAGGCCGACGAUGCCAUGCAAAUCCAGAACGCGCGUCUGCUGGGCGCAUUGGUCAAGGUUUUGCCUGCGGAGACUGCGGAAAGCUUGAUCAAGAACCGUGUCUUGGCCCCCACCUUCAGCAAGUCGUCGGUGCUGGCUAUCAACUCCAUUCUUCUCGAGUCUCCUGAGACCUUGACUGUGGCGCAUGGAGAACAGACCGUGGAAGUUAUCGCGAAGGGCAUCCGCGAGCCGCAGCCCGUCAUUGCCGACAACUGCGUGCUGGCUGCCGGUAAGUACUUCCUGACCGAGUCGAGCAACAAAUCUUUCGACGCAACGAAGGAGAUCUUCGAGUCUUUGGCGGCCGUCAUCCCGCCUGGCAAUCCUUCGGAUACGCGCCGCUUGGCGCUCGUCGUCAUCCGCACCGUUAGCCGCGAGCAUAACGAACUCGUUCGCCCGCAUCUGGCGCUGCUUGCGCAACCAGUCUUCGCCAGCGUGCGAGACAUGGUUAUUCCUGUCAAGCUGGCGGCCGAGGCUGCGUUCCUGGCUAUUUUCGACGUCGUCAUGGAGGAGGGCGCAGUGUUUGAGAAGUACAUGGCUGGCCCUGGCGCCAGCCUUGCAGCUGGCCCGAAGAGGAGCAUGCAAGAGUACUUCAAGAGAAUUGCGAUGAGACUGGCCGCGCAGGCCAAGGAGAGGAAGGAGGCCGAGGGCGGACAGGGUGGACUGGGACUGAGCAGUGAUGAGGUGGAGGAUGAGAGAGAGGUUUGGUCGGUCGGAAAGGUUGAUCUGGGCGAGGGCGGGCUUGAAGAUUAGUGGAAAGUGUAUAUGAGCUUCAGCGCAAUGUCAUACGAUGUUCAGUUGUUACAUAUAUAGAUGCCGGGUC
Aplosporella prunicola CBS 121167 is the source of this 8125-nucleotide messenger RNA. RefSeq lists its product as uncharacterized. Gene Ontology annotation, molecular function: protein kinase regulator activity. Gene Ontology annotation, cellular component: cytosol. Lineage: Eukaryota; Fungi; Ascomycota; Dothideomycetes; Botryosphaeriales; Aplosporellaceae. The transcript is spliced from 4 exons. The coding region runs from base 19 to 8055 and encodes 2678 amino acids. Gene Ontology annotation, biological process: regulation of translation; cellular response to amino acid starvation. The record is from RefSeq and is a predicted model, not a curated record.